AUGCCACGGGAUUACAAAAAGAAACAAAUAAAGACAAUAGACUGGAUCGAGGAUGAUAGUCCUUUGGCGUCGAUAGAUGUACAGUACUACCUGCGCGCGGACUCCAUACAUUUAGAUCUGCCCAUCUCUGCCUCAACGGAUCUCUGGAAUGCACCUCAGGGCUUGACCUUUCAACUACAGCGCCUUGGCACCUUUGUCCCAAAUUACGUGUUUCGUGUAUAUUGGGUGUCGAAACUACAUGUAAUAGUCAGAACAGAUGUAAUCCAACCGUUUCCGGCCGCUCGCUCGAGAUAUAUAUCAGAACUAGCCAUUUGGAAUGCCAUGCGCUAA
Molecule: messenger RNA, 330 nt
Organism: Morchella sextelata
Lineage: Eukaryota; Fungi; Ascomycota; Pezizomycetes; Pezizales; Morchellaceae
Exons: 7
Coding region: 1-330 (109 amino acids)
Source: RefSeq, a predicted model, not a curated record